Messenger RNA from Pseudomyrmex gracilis, 1472 nucleotides. It is a transcript of the gene U2af38, whose product is annotated as splicing factor U2af 38 kDa subunit-like. Gene Ontology annotation, biological process: mRNA splicing, via spliceosome. Gene Ontology annotation, molecular function: metal ion binding; pre-mRNA 3'-splice site binding. NCBI's taxonomy places the organism in Eukaryota, Metazoa, Arthropoda, Insecta, Hymenoptera, Formicidae. Bases 278 to 1000 code for a protein of 240 amino acids. The record is from RefSeq and is a predicted model, not a curated record. The transcript has 5 exons. Gene Ontology annotation, cellular component: U2AF complex; spliceosomal complex.
ACAAGCGAGAACCGCACACGGACGCUGUUUUCGCUUGUAUGCGUACGAGAGUAUCGAAGGCGGUGGGGAUACCCCGCUUCGAUACUCUCGAUGCUCUCCGGCGCGAUCUGGCAUCUCUGAUAUACUGUGACCGUAUACACUUCUGCCAUUUUGACACAACGGAGAGACGGGGAGUUUCUCGUAGGGGAGUGAGUUUUUUUCAUAUAAAAUUGUGACAUAAAAAAACACAAAAUUAUUGAAACAAUUGUAACUUUAGAAAAUUGAGACGACGUGAAUCAUGGCGGAAUAUUUAGCAUCUAUAUUUGGAACUGAGAAAGACAAAGUGAACUGUUCUUUUUAUUUCAAAAUCGGAGCUUGUCGCCACGGCGAUCGCUGUUCGCGAAUUCAUAACAAACCUACGUUCAGCCAGACAUGCUUACUUCAAAACUUGUAUGUCAACCCUCAGAAUUCAGCAAAGAGCGCAGAUGGCUCUCACUUGGUUGCAAAUGUAUCCGACGAAGAGAUGCAAGAACACUAUGAUAAUUUUUUUGAGGAUGUAUUUGUCGAGUGCGAAGACAAGUACGGAGAGAUUGAGGAGAUGAAUGUGUGUGAUAAUCUGGGUGAUCAUUUAGUGGGCAAUGUUUACAUCAAAUUUCGAAGAGAGGAAGAUGCAGAAAGAGCUGUAAACGAGUUAAAUAAUCGCUGGUUUGGCGGUAGACCUGUUUAUGCCGAACUUUCACCCGUAACGGAUUUCCGUGAAGCUUGUUGUCGUCAAUACGAAAUGGGAGAAUGUACGCGAUCUGGGUUUUGCAACUUCAUGCAUCUAAAGCCUAUCUCGCGCGAACUGCGUCGCUACUUGUACAGCCGUAAGAAGAGCAGCAGAGGACGAUCUAGAUCGCGUUCAAGAUCACGCGGUCGAGAUCGCAAGCGCAGAUCCAGAUCGCGCGACAGACGAUCGAGAUCGAAAGAUCGCCGAAAGAGAGACGAUAAGAGUAGAGACGGUCGGUCCGGUAGAUAUUAAAAAUAUUGAGAUCUCUGUAAAUAUUCAGUUCAAGCACAUUUCGAGGUCAUUAUUUAACUGAGAGACUGAGAGACAUAAAAUUAGUCUACCUCGGAGUCGAGUGGAUCAGCGUCUCAAAUAUUGAAAAAUAUUGACUUAUCGACACUUCCGGCUCAAAGUCUUUGACACUUAUCUGGGGAAGAUUUUAUUUUCUCAAUCUUACUAUAUUCCUUACUAUAUUCAUAUAUAUAUAAAGUAUUUACAUUUAAAUAUAUAAAAUACCGUGAGAACGCAGCGACAUAUAUUCGUGAAUGUAAUAUAAAACUUACAAAUUUUUGCACAAAAAAUUCUCCAACCUCAGUUUAAAUCUCACAAACUGCGUUUAUAUUAUAAAGAAAACUAAAACAAGAUAAACACAUACGAUACCAAAUGCACAAAGCAGUUGACGGAAAUAAAAGUUUAUUGAUGAAAUAUAGAAUUAUCAAACUAUUAU